Molecule: messenger RNA, 369 nt
Organism: Lathyrus oleraceus (garden pea)
Lineage: Eukaryota; Viridiplantae; Streptophyta; Magnoliopsida; Fabales; Fabaceae
Exons: 1
Coding region: 1-369 (122 amino acids)
Source: RefSeq, a predicted model, not a curated record
AUGAAAGUGAAAUGUCCUUUUAGAUUGAGAUCUGCGUUGAGUGGCACCGGUUGGAAGGUGAUGGUUAGAUGUGGCUUGCACAAUCAUAAACUAUCUGAGAAUUUAGAUGGCCAUGACAUAUUGGGUCGUCUAAAAGUUCAUGAGAGACAGUUUAUAAAUGACAUGACGAAGUAUAACAUGGCUUCACGGUACAUAGUUCCUGCCUUGAAAAACAAAUAUCCAGAAAACCUCACAAGUGUUACCCAAGUGUAUAAAGUUAUAGCUACAUACAAUAAGAGCAAGAGAUGUCCAUUGACGGAAAUGCAAAUGUUGUUGACUCUUAUUCAUGGAGAAAAAUAUAUGUGCAGGAAAAGAAAUAAGGAAGACUGA